Messenger RNA from Durio zibethinus, 551 nucleotides. NCBI's taxonomy places the organism in Eukaryota, Viridiplantae, Streptophyta, Magnoliopsida, Malvales, Malvaceae. The record is from RefSeq and is a predicted model, not a curated record.
UCUUUCAUCGCUUGUUUUUGAUCCUUCGAAACGUUUCCAAUUCUACACAAAAAAAAAAAAACCGAAACGUUUUUCUCUGAAAGAAUGUGUUACGGUAACCAACGACGAUCUCUCUCACCAAACCGCCAUUUAAACCGCCCGGCCCUAAACAACAACGCAUUGGUGGUGGAUACUCUCCGAGUCCGGCUCGCCGAGACGGAGGCUCGACUCGAGCGAGCCAGGGCUCGAGAGGCCGAACUCACCCGCCGACUCGAAGAGAUGAAGCGUUUUGUUUCCGUCAUGGAGAUCCUUGAGUCGUACCUGAAACAACGGUUUCGCGAGCAACAAGAAUGCGUGGCUCGCCUCUUCUCUUCGGUUCCUGCUAAAUAGAAAAAGCUUUACCCUCGGUGAUUUCAACAAAUACGUUUUGUUUAUAUUUCCUUUCAGAAUUUGUUGUUUUUGUGUUUGCAUGUUUGAUAGAUAUGAGGGAUUACGUUUCAGAUGAUUGGAAAAUGUAAAAGUUAUCUGUUACUUUUUGUCAGGGUCUGGGAAGUUUAAAAGUAGUUGGAAUU